AUGCCCGAAUUCGACGAUGUCUUGCAACCGGCACAUUACAGGCCGCAACUAGAUUACAAUCCGAUGUCGUCCAUCGAGAGAUAUUCUGUUUUGUUGAAAGACGGCGAAACAACGGCAACGAUAUAUCCAAUCCAAGGCCCGGGCGACCUACCGGCAGGGUUGUUGGCGUUUUUGUGUGACGAAUUCAAUAUUGAAAUUGAUCGCGGCGACACUUUCUCGUUUUUCGACGCGUUGCAUGUAGAAGCGUUUCUGAACUACUGGUUCGGCGCUUUUGCCGGAGUCAUGGUUCUUGGAGACUCUCCAACGCUAGAGGGUCCAAAACAGUGGGAGAAGGAGUGUUUGGGAACGUUUUUCGUAAAGCCAAACUACCCAGGAAGAGCGUCACAUGUGUGUACCGCAGGCUUUUUAGUCAACGCCGGUAUUCGCGGGAAGGGUAUCGGUAGAACUUUAACGGACUGCUUUCUACAGUGGGCUCCAAGGCUAGGAUAUACAUAUUGCGUAUUUAAUUUGGUUUUUGAAACGAAUGUGGCUGCGCGUCGAAUCUGGGAGUCUCUCAACUUCAAGAGAAUUGGACGUAUCAAAUCCGCAGGAAUUUUAAAGGGCCAUGAAACGGCAGUAGAUGCAAUUAUUUAUGGAAGGGAGCUUGUGGCCAUCGCCGACUCUUCCCUUGGCGCAUACAGAUUCGACAAGAUCAAACUAUAUUUGGAGACAGGCAAAUACCCAGCCAUGGCAGAUCGACAGGAGAAAUCGCGGCUUCGUUCUUCAGCAUCGCAUUAUCGUCUAGAAAAAGGAAAGUUGAUGUUGCGAGAUAAGGAAGUCGUCUCUGACCCUGUACAACAGUUGCAAAUCUGUACUGAAGUGCACUUAUCCAACCACGGAGGAAUUAACAAGACAACAUCAGCAGUAGCCGAAAAGUAUCAUUGGACCCGUAUCAAGGAUACCGUGGCUGCUGCGAUCAAAAAUUGCAUCACCUGUCGCGAGUCCAUCAAAGACGAACCUAUCAUGAAACGCGCUGCAGCUUCCAAGAAGGUCCUAGAUAUGCGGGGCUAUCGUCGUGGGAAUGACGAUGUGGACUCCAUGUCUGCAAUGCACCACAUGCCUAACAGGGAUACCGAUGGUCUUCUUCUGCAUGAUCUUAACUUAGACGAUGGGUUGAUUGCCGCCGUGGAAGCAGUCCAAAAGACAGGAAAUAACCGUGGCGAUGAUCUGUCAAUCGGGCGCCAUAAUCAUAAUCACGGCCACGGUCACGGUCACAGUCACAGUCAAGCGCCGCAAAGAGUGCUAUCUCAUCAGACAGCGCAAAGCUAUGCUCCAGUAGCGGCUGCUGCAGUGGCUAACGCUGUUGGAAACCAUUCAGCACACCUGUACUAUCUGAAUCAAUUCCUGUCGAACUACCUGAGCAAGUUCUCGCCGCAAAAGUCUCAAGAUCCGCGCCGUGACAAUGUUCCAGUCGAUCCUGACGUCUCGGCAUAUGACCAUAGUGUGGACUCUGGCGGUGACGAGAUAGCAAUCGCUCAAGCCUUACUUCAUUCCAAUAAUGUGGACGAGCACCGUCAUGGACAGCGCCAUGGCCAAAGCAAACAGUCAGAUAGGACCGAGGAUGAUAAUUUGUUUAUGGAAAACGAUUAG
Messenger RNA from Australozyma saopauloensis, 1629 nucleotides. RefSeq lists its product as uncharacterized. The record is from RefSeq and is a predicted model, not a curated record. Gene Ontology annotation, cellular component: nucleus. Gene Ontology annotation, molecular function: acyltransferase activity, transferring groups other than amino-acyl groups. The transcript has a single exon. NCBI's taxonomy places the organism in Eukaryota, Fungi, Ascomycota, Pichiomycetes, Serinales, Metschnikowiaceae. The coding region runs from base 1 to 1629 and encodes 542 amino acids.